AUGGAUCUCGACGCUGGGGAUUCCCCGUGGGGCGAUGUGCCCUCGCAGGGCCCUGCCUCACCAGGACAGGCCGCCGAAGGAACCCAACAAUCUACACAACAUGCCAGCCUGAGCGCUACCCGUUCUCCAGUCCGGCGAAACCUGCGAGGUGCUCGUAAGAUCAGCGCGCACGCGACGAAGCUCGAAGCCGUUGACGAUGCCGUUGACCCGCUUGGCCCUCUCGGGGACACGACCACCGAGACCGCUCCCGUCACCGAGCAGGCGCCGACACCACCGCAGAAGGAGCCAUUCGCCGGUCGCAACGCCCGUCCAACCUCGUCCACAUCGCAGGCUUCCAGUGGCGCGGCAUUGGGGGAGUCUGUCCAUCUUGAGGAAAAUGGUGCGGGGUUCAGGGGACCUCCACCGGUGCAACCCGCGCCGGAGGCGGAUGGGAUCAAGAGACAGACCCAGCCCAGUGUCAGUAUUGAAGAAGCUGCCAAACCCACGUUCGAGAUCACAGUGGGUGAUCCGCACAAGGUUGGAGAUCUGACUAGCAGCCACAUCGUAUACCAAGUCCGCACGAAGACAACGUCCAAGGCAUACCGGCAACCCGAGUUUACUGUCAGCCGCCGAUACCGGGAUUUUCUAUGGCUUUACAAUUCCAUGCAUAACAACAAUCCUGGUGUCGUUGUGCCACCUCCCCCAGAGAAACAGGCCGUUGGUCGAUUUGACACGAAUUUCGUCGAGUCAAGAAGAGCUGCACUGGAGCGCAUGCUCAACAAGAUCGCCGCACAUCCCAUUCUACAACAUGACGCUGAUCUAAAGAUCUUCCUCGAGAGCGAGUCUUUCAACUUGGACGUCAAGAACAAGGAGAACAGAGAACCGGAUCUGGGCCAGAACAAGGGCAUGUUCAGCUCCUUCGGUAUUAGCGUUGGUGGCGGUGGGAAAUUUGUCGAACACGAUGACUGGUUCCAUGACCGAAAGAUCUACAUGGACGCAUUGGAGAAUCAACUCAAGGCACUCCUUAAAUCGAUCGAUGUAGUAGUUGCACAACGAAAAGGGCUGGCAGAAUCUGCUGGCGACUUCUCAUCUUCGCUCCACGCCUUGGCUGCUGUGGAGCUGUCCCCCGCUCUUUCGAGUCCCCUGGGAGGACUUUCAGAUUUACAGCUGCGCAUCAGAGAGCUGUACGAGCGCCAAGCACAGCAUGAUGUCCUUACACUGGGAAUCACCAUUGACGAAUACCUACGCAUAAUCGGAAGUGUCAAGACCGCGUUCUCGCAGCGCCAGAAGGCCUUUCAUAGUUGGCAUACAGCCGAGUCUGAGCUGCAAAAACGGAAGAACACCCAGGAGAAGCUUCUCAGACAAGGGAAGACGCAACAGGAUCGCCUUAAUCAAGCCAACGCCGAUGUUGCCGACGCCGAAAGGAAGGUCCACCAAGCCAGAUUGUUAUUCGACGACAUGGGCCGCUUGAUGCGCAAUGAGUUGCAAAGAUUCGAGAAGGAGAAGGUGGAAGACUUCAAGUCUGGUGUGGAAACGUUCCUGGAAAGUGCAGUGGAGGCACAAAAGGAGUUGAUCGAGCUCUGGGAGACAUUCCUUCUGCAGCUGGAUGCUGGCGAAGAGGGCAACCCAUUCUACGCGCCUCCUCCCGUAGCCGACAAUGCUCCUACACAGCCUACUCCCGAGGAACCCGCCGCAUCUGCUCCUGUUUCUGCUGCUGAAGAGACAGCGUAG
Aspergillus clavatus NRRL 1 is the source of this 1710-nucleotide messenger RNA. Its product is annotated as sorting nexin 1. Gene Ontology annotation, molecular function: phosphatidylinositol binding. The transcript has 6 exons. The record is from RefSeq and is a predicted model, not a curated record. Bases 1 to 1710 code for a protein of 569 amino acids. Gene Ontology annotation, cellular component: endosome. Gene Ontology annotation, biological process: protein retention in Golgi apparatus; retrograde transport, endosome to Golgi. NCBI's taxonomy places the organism in Eukaryota, Fungi, Ascomycota, Eurotiomycetes, Eurotiales, Aspergillaceae.